CCGACAGUCCCAUCCCGAUCGCCCGCCCUCCUUCAGACCCUCGACCCCAGGAAAGCCCGACCCCAGGAAAUGCCCCUGCCCUACAGGGGACGGGGAUCCCGCCCGGCCGGCUCCCGAGUGGCGAGCACUAGUUUCUCGCGAGCGACGGCCGACUUGCCGAGGCGUGCCGGCCGCGGGGCCCCUUGGUCGAGCCAUGCGCAACGCCUCACCCGGCAGCGCCAUUCCUCCGAGCAGGUCCUACCAGGGCCCGAGUCGCAGGCUGACUUCCGCUCGGGAAACUGGCUCCAGGAGCACGCUGGUGGGGACGCCGGAGACUCGCGGCUGACUCCACGUGCUGAAAUGGGCUCUAAGCACAGGAUCUGUAAUCGGGUAGAAGUAGUGAUCCCGUGUGCUUCUGGCAGUGAUUCAGGAAGUGUGGAUUUGCAGCUGAGCAACUUAGAGGAUACUGAAAAAUGCCCAAGUUGCCUUGAACUUACAGUAUUAGACUCAGACAUCUCUGAUAUCUUUGGACUCCCUCGGGAAUCCCGCACAGAUAGCUUCAGACACCUGACCCACCAGGGCCCCCUCGGCCAAACCACUGUUGAGAAGCUGAUUGAAUUUAUCCAGGAGUUUUUUAAUGGUGAGCUAAAGAGUGAACUUGAGAAGCUGACAUUCCUGAGAUCUUUGUCUUCUCUCAGCCGAACUUUACCUUAUGAUGAAACCACAGAAUCAUUCAUUCACAGCCACACAGCAGACAUUGUGCAUACCCUAAAUAUGCUGGUCCAAGAGGAGCCCCAGCGUUUUCUCUUCAGCCCUGUGCUCCAGGAGGUCUUUGUCACCAUCGCUGACCUCAGUUACCAAGAUGUCCAUUUGCUGUUUGGCUCUGAAGAUCGAGUUGACUUGUUCAGUCUCAUCACCAAAAGUAUAAUCACUCUGCCCUCGGUAAAGACUCUGACCCAUCUGCAGGAAAUCAUGCCCAGUGGGUCCUACAAUUCAGAGUGUCUCUACAGGCAGACGUUUCAGGCGUUCUCAGAGAUGCUCCAGAGUUUGGUGGUAAAAGACCCACAUUUGGAAAAUCUUGACAACAUUUUUACGCACAUGGACCCGUGGUUACAGUCGAUCAAAGACCAUGAGCGGGAGCGGGCUGUAGCCAGCAUGACUCAAGUUCUAAAGUGCUUAUCCAGACAUCUCGACUUGAAGCUCCCACUGCAAUUCCAAAGACUUGGACACCUAGUGGCUCUGAUGGCACUACUGUGUGGAGACCCCCUGAAAGAGGUGGCCGAGGAGGCUGCAGAGGGCACCCACUACCUGCUGCAUAUCACCCUGAGGCUGAAGUAUAUCACUCAGGACACGAAAAAUCACCGAAGUUUGAGAAGAGCAAUGAAAACCUGUCAAGAACUAGAACUCUACAAUAUUAAACAGUUCUACAGUUGUCCUUUCAAAAUUGCCCAGGUCUUUGAAGUGUUUCUCAAUUCAAAUGAACUCUGCCAGUUUGUAAUGACUACACUGGAUGGCCUGAAAAAUCUGAAACAUCCCUGCACCCAGCAGUCAGCAGGAGAAUUGCUGAUAACAUUGGUGAAAAAUGCGGAGUCCCGAUUUGAGAAGGUGCCAGAAAUUAUGGGAGUUAUCUGUUCCCAGCUCUCUCUAAUCAGCCAGCCUAGAGUACGCCACCAAGUCAUAACUACCGCGAGUUUGUUUAUCUCCAGGCCCAAGUACACAGAUAUAGUGAUCAACCACCUUCUGUGUCAUCCAGUACCAUAUGACAGGUAUCUGGCUGAGUUUUGGAGAACUCUGGAGGUGGAGCUGCCCAGCACAACCUGGAUUCUCUGGAGGCUUCUGAGGAAGCUUCAGAAAUGCCAUAACGUGCCCACCCAGGAGAAGAUGGCCUAUGUGGCUGUUGCUGCAACAGAUGCCCUUUAUGAGGUGUUUGUGGGAAACAGGCUCCGAGCAGCUACGUUCCGACUCUUUCCUCAGCUUCUCAUGACCCUGCUCAUCCAGGUUCAUCACAGCGUGGGCCUCACCAUGUCUGAUGUCGCUAUCCCACGUGGCCUGUACACAGAACAGGAAGUGUCUUCAGAGGUCACCCCUGUGUGCUUCGCUAUACAGGCUACAAAGACCCUCCUCCUCAGAACACAGUGCUGGCAGGAAUUCAACAUCAUGGAAAAGCAUAAAGGAUGGACCCUCCUGGCAGGAAAAGAUUGUCAUCUUCAGGGAAUAUCUCUCCUUGCCAAUGCAUUGCUGGAAAGAAAUCACCUCCUCGCACAUAAGGUCAUGUACUUGUUAGUCCCUCUUCUUAACCGAGGGAACGAUAAACAUAAACUCACAUCUGCAGCGUUUUUUGUGGAGCUUCUCCAGAGUCCAUUGUCUAGGAGACUGCCCAGCAUAUACUCUGUUGCCCGCUUGAAAGACUGGCUACAACAUGGAAAUAAUCUCUUUAAAAUUGUUGCCCUAAAGGGACUGUGCUAUCUCAUCAGACACCGGGAGAUGAGGGAAGACAUCAACAGCCUGUUGCCGUGCAUCGUAGAUCUCUUAUGUGAAACCGACGAGAAGAUCGUUUUGUUGGCCAUCCAGAUACUCCUGCAGCUCGUUAGGACCAUGGAUUUCCCUACCCUGGCUGCCAUGAUGAGGACCCUGUUCUCCUUAUUUGGUGAUGUGAGACCUGAUGUUCAUCAUUUCUCCAUGACCCUCUUUGGAGCCUGCAUAAAGUCUGUAAAACACACAGAUAAGAAGAGUAUAGAGAACCAAGUCCUGGGCAGCUUGGUCCCACUACUUCUAUAUACUCAGGAUGAAAAUUAUGCAAUAGCUGAGGAGAGCAGGCGGGUCCUAACUAUCUGUGCCCAGUUCCUGAAGUGGAAGCUGCCCCAAGAAGUGUACUGCAAAGGCCCCUGGUACAUCCAACCUAGUGAAGUUGGAACAAUCUGCAAAUUCUUUGGAAAAAAAUGCAAGGGGAAAGUUAACAUCCUAGCCCAAACCUUGAUGUUCUCCAAGAAUGCAAAACUUCCUAUCAGAAGAGCAGCAGUCUUGUUUGUAGGGCUCUUUUCGAAGUACAUGGAUCACAAUGAGGUCAAGAUGAAGGGGACUGACUGGAUAGAGGAUGAUCUGAGAGAUCUGCUGAAUGACCCUGAGCCCUCUCUGCGCAUCAUCGCCUCCCAGGCUCUGUUCCGAGUCCAGAAGGUGGAGGCUGACCCAGAUCCUGGGCAGACCGUUUGCGGGUGGAGGAAGCUCUUGCGUUGUCUUCCUACCUAGAAAAUGCAAGGCAAGCAACAUCAGAGAGAAGCAUCCAUUAAGAGACAGAAGACUGCUCUUUACUGAACUACCUCAGCAGUUUGGGAAGGGCUGAAGAAGUACUUAAUAGUGAUUAUAUUAACAAGUCUAUUUAUUCCAAAUAACUCCAU
Messenger RNA from Rhinolophus ferrumequinum (greater horseshoe bat), 3374 nucleotides. It is a transcript of the gene MROH8, whose product is annotated as maestro heat like repeat family member 8. The coding region runs from base 70 to 3225 and encodes 1051 amino acids. The transcript has 24 exons. The record is from RefSeq and is a predicted model, not a curated record. Gene Ontology annotation, cellular component: cytoplasm. Lineage: Eukaryota; Metazoa; Chordata; Mammalia; Chiroptera; Rhinolophidae.